GAAGGUAGCAAUCACCGGAAUGUUCAGAGAUAAUAAACGGCGUAUAGAUCUGGUCUUGGUUGUUGAAGAUAAGCCAUUGGCAGAAGCUACAGACACCUUAAAGACCGAUUUUCUAACAAAUAUUGUUAAGACAGGCUUACAAGUCGAAGUAGAACCCGGUGUGAUGUCAGCCCAUAAAAACUUAUUAUUUAUGAAAAUUCACGCACCAGAUCACGUAAUAAAAGAUUACGGAGAAAUAUUUGGUGUUAAGAGACAUUUCGUUGAGAAUCAUCUAGAUUCAUUGAACCCCAUAUUGACGUGUAUGAAAAAUACAGAAACGGACUGGAUAAAAUUAAUACGAAAUAAUUACUCAAAAAGUAACGGGUACUCCUAUUUUGAAAGAAGUCUUAUAGUUUACAAGAUUCUGUUACACCUACCUUUUGGUGACCAAGCCAAUCAUUAUGGUAUCAAUCGCUUAUUAGAAAGGAACAUAUUAUUGGACGCUUAUGCACUUCAUGAUGGUCCGUACCAUUUUAUGCCUGACCAAUCUGUUGUUGGAUCAAAUGCGCGACAGAUACUGUAUUACGAAUGGUCAGGAUUUCAAAAUAUAUUUAAAAGUCAACCAUUGCACUUGAUUCAUGAGUAUUUCGGACCGAAAUGCGAAGAAUGGCAUAGAUGUCCGCAUAGAAGAUUAACUCAAUACUGCAAUUCUAUGGACAUUAACAUUCUUUUAGAUCAUCCCUACCUUGGCUACUUUUCCCUUUUCACUGUUUUGUGGGCAUUUACUUUUAUAACCCUUUGGAAACGUAAAGAAUACUUUUUAAAGUGGAUAUGGGAACUCAAUGGAGUAGAUUUAUAUUACAAAAACGCAAACCGAAGUGCGCACUCUGCUCUUCCACUCUGUUUAUGCGAUGGUACAGCCCUCCGACACGACCGAAAGGAAGACAGGACCAACGGCUUUAUGUUUCUUGAUAUGACCACACGAUCAGCGACCUAA
Molecule: messenger RNA, 976 nt
Organism: Vanessa tameamea
Lineage: Eukaryota; Metazoa; Arthropoda; Insecta; Lepidoptera; Nymphalidae
Product: anoctamin-5-like
Exons: 8
Coding region: 20-976 (318 amino acids)
Biological process (GO): chloride transmembrane transport
Cellular component (GO): plasma membrane
Molecular function (GO): chloride channel activity; protein dimerization activity
Source: RefSeq, a predicted model, not a curated record